UGGCAGUCUGCAAAAUUAACCCAUCGCCUGAUCGCCAAUGCGAUGAAAUCUCAGCUCUGGCGAUGUAAAAAAUGAAUAUAGAUCGCCUGAAUUGCGAUGAAAAAAAAAUCAGAGAAAAUAAACCAAUAAAUAAUCAAUUUACGCAUUUCAGGUGUAAAUUCUUACAGUGACACCGCUUUGGUUACUUCCCUUAGUUUUCUAUCGUUAGUGAUCUCCCUUAGAUGUUAUAGAGAGUGUAAAGUCCGGCUCGCAUAUUUAAAAUGUCGUAAUACUUUUGGUAAACUGAAAUUCCAUUCUACGCCGAUAAAUGAAAUAAUAGUGCGUUUUUUUUUUAUAAAUUAGGUAAAACGGUUGAAUGUAUGUUAUUAAUAGCCUUGAAAUUACGAAAUAACCGUAACAGUGUUUAUUAUUCAUAUGAUUAAGAUCGAUACCCGUGAGCACCGGCUUUGAAUUUGUACUGGUAAAUACUUGCUGCCGAGAAUUACACUUUUUUCGUCUGCUAAGGUCAAAAAUGUUUAAGCUUAAAGCGCCGACAUCUAGUUCUGUCCCUGGAAAAAAGAAGUUGCCACCACCAACGGAUGAGACUGUAGCGAAACGCAGGAAAUAUGAGCAGCAAGAUAAAGAGCGUGUUUAUCAGAAAUGUUGGGAGGUUGGACGGGAAUGGCUUGUUUAUAUAUCUGAAAAGAAAGUAAUGAAAUGUCAAAUAUGCAGCCAGUACUGGGAUUUAGAAAAAAGAAAGUCUCUUAGGCCUGAGGCAAUCCAAUGGCUGGAAGGGACUGACAUUCUCAAAAAAGACAGUGUUGUCAAACACGAGAAGACAAAGUACCAUGAAACGGCUGUGUUGUCUGGUGAGAAGUCUGUCCAGGAAAUUCAUACAUCAAAAGCAGCAGAAGCCCUCAAACAACUUCGGGAGGCUGACAGAACCCAAAUGAGUUACAAAUUCAGAAAUGCCCAUGCUGUGGCAAAGUGGGAUCUGUCACUCAAAUCUUAUGCUCGUCUGUGUGAGCUCGAUCAAGCAAAAGGCCUCAAAAUGAAUAACACAUAUCAAAAUGAUAUGUCAGCAAAGCAUUUUAUUGAAUAUCUUGCAAAGGACACACUAUCUUUCAUCCGUAGAGAGGUUGACAAAGCUAACUACCUCUCUAUAACUGUAGACGGGAGUAGUGAUGCUGCAGGCAUAGAACAGGAAUCGAUAUAUGUGCAUUUUGCCAGAGCUGGAAAAGUAUAUCAAAGGUUUAUUUGCUUUGCCUCCCCCGUGACAACUGCCUCUUGUGACAUUUAUGACACAAUUGUAGAAAGUUUGGACAGCUACUUGCCAGGAGCACGUGAUAAACUUGUAGGUCUGACAUGUGACGGAGCUUCCAAUAUGUUAGGUGUCCACAAGGGAGUUGGAGCUCUGCUGCUGAAGGAAAAGCCUGGCUUGGUAAUAACUCACUGCCUUGCCCAUCGGCUAGAAUUAGCCAUAAAAGAUGUGUUUAAGACAAACAAGACAUAUGACAAAGCAAUGACUUUAUUAGUUGGUGUGUUCUACUGGUAUAAACGCAGUUCCAAGCAACAAAAAGAACUAGCUAGAACCUUUAAAGCUCUUAAUCCGAAAUCAGUGCCAUUGAUGCCAACCAGAGCAGGCGGAACAAGAUGGGUUUCUCAUAUGAUGAAAGCCAUCAACACAUUUCUCAGGGCCUACGUCCCUAUCACAACACAUCUUGGACAUGCCUCCAACAGCAACAGCAAGGCUGAAGGUCUGCACAAGUUGGCAACAUCAAUGACCAUUAUGGUUUUCCUGGUUGUACUGAAGAACAUUCUAGAGCCAGUCAGUCGUAUGUCGAAGCUGCUGCAAGACCCAACAACUACUCUAGGCGAUGUGAAACACAUGAAGCAGUCAACUCUCCAGAGUUUAUCAGAUCUUGAGGUUUGCCAAAGUGAUGAGGAAGAUGUUGUCAGAACAAUCAUGGAGAGUCAGACCUACAAAGGGGUCAAACUUACCCAGAAAGGGAUUUCACCAAAUAGCUAUCAAAAUGCUCUAGCAAACUCAGUAUCUGAAGAAAUCUCUGCAAGAUUGUCUAAUGAUGAUGAUUUGUUAGAAGCAUCACAGAUAGUAAAUUUCAAAAUCUGGCCUAGUCAUGACGACCGGAAGGCUAUACAGGGGUUUGGUCGGAAUCACAUCACUGAGCUGUCCAAGCGUUUUCCUGCAAUAGAUGAGGAAGCAGUGAAAGUAGAGUUUCAACUCCUGAAGAAUCUGCUGUAUUCAAGGUAUGGUGCCCAAAUUAAAGAGCUGCAUUGGGAAGAUGCCGCUAGUGUUUUAAAUGGCCAUGGGGUUGAUCAGGCUUUAGAUAUGGUUGACUUGAUUCUGAGCCUCCCACCUACUUCAGUAUUCAACGAGAGAUCUUUCUCACACAUGAAACUGAUGAAGACAGACAGGAGAUGCCGUCUGAAGAGCAGCACCAUGUCAGACUUGUGUUUGGUAAAAUUGGAAUCUGCACCUGUGGCAUCAUUUGACCCAACAUCAGCAAUAGAUCUUUGGGCUACCUCAUCUUCCAGACCCAGGCGUCCGAACUUCAUGAGAAAGAAGACAAAGGCAUCAACAACCGUUGAUGAGGUGUCAACUGAUGUGGACGUACCUCUGGAUGGAGCUAGAUCUAUUGACACUGACAGUCUUUCCGAUGAUGAGAGUGACGAUGAUGAGGAUGAUGAUGAUGUUGAUGAUGAUGAAAACUUCGAAAAUAAUGAAAAUAACAUUGCAAAAUAUUGUAAAGAACUCUCAGAGUCAGAUGUCAUGGAAUAAAAGUUUGAAACCUGGACUACUGAUUUGUUUACAAUCUUAACCCCCCAAUUGCAAUCUAUAUGGAACUUUAAAUAACGACUGUUGUUGAAUCGUCCUUUCAUGAUAAUGUCACUGUAAUGAAUUCAUUUUUGUC
Messenger RNA from Dreissena polymorpha, 2912 nucleotides. RefSeq lists its product as uncharacterized. The coding region runs from base 512 to 2779 and encodes 755 amino acids. Lineage: Eukaryota; Metazoa; Mollusca; Bivalvia; Myida; Dreissenidae. The transcript is spliced from 8 exons. The record is from RefSeq and is a predicted model, not a curated record.